CCACUGGCGGACGGUGCAGCCUGUGACAGGACAUUGACGAAUAAAUGUGAAUUCAUGAAAAUGGUGGCCUACUUUUAAAUCAGUCGUUUUUGUUUGAUUGAGUGUUGGUCUCUCCUUAGAUCAUGGACAUUAUAAAGAUAUACAAAUAAAUUAGUGCAAGAAAAAAAAAAAGCCAGACACAUUGUUGCCGUCAUAUAUGCAAACAUGUUAAGUAGUUGCACCGUGAACAGUUUGAAAGUUUACACACGAUGAUGUCAUUUUGUCUGAUUACCCAUACCGCACCUCUACACGAUGGCAGUGUUUUAUGAUUAUACCAUUAUAAUGACAGCAUUGAUUUUUCUCUGCGCCUUUUGACUGGCCCCCGCUGCGCGCCACCGACAGACGUCAGCGUGCGCGCUCCUGGCAUGGCGCUGCGAGCGGAUCCCUGAGAGUGGAGUUUGCGCUGUCGUAACCUGUAAUGUCCGGGGCUGUUCGUAUUCACUGCUAGCGGGGAUAACUUUUUUUUGGCAUGGGUCCGGAUAUCACUGGUCAUCCAGAGGAAUGCCAACACCGUCCCGUCGCCAUCGAACUCCCGAGCUGCGUGUAGGAGGCGUGAACGGUGGAGCAGAAACGCGUGUCCUUCAGAAAACAGGUAUUUGCAAACGCACAGACAGGCAGCUGUUGCAGUGAGGCAGUAGCAUGGAGGCAGGCGGCCGUGUCGCCACGGUCGCAGCUGCCAUAGCGACGGCUACAGCGGCUACAGCUGCUCCAGUGCAUCAGCAGCUCUCCGGCGGUCGUCAUGACGUGCCUGAUGGGGAUCUGUUGCCUUGCCCGCUGCAUUCAGGAGAGGAGGAUGACGGAAGUCUCCGCCCACGUGACCAGCCAGUCUUGGAGGACACUGCCAUGGCCUGCAGUGCAGACGUCCCUGAGCCUGAGUCUCUGCGCUCCUGUGUUAGCACGGUUAGCACGGCUAGCAUGAAGGUCAAGAACAUCAAAAAGCUGUCCUUCCCUAAAGGCCAUUUUCCUCGUCUGGCAGAGUGUGCCCAUUUCCACUAUGAGAAUGUGGACUUCGGCUCCAUCCAGUUGGCCCUCUCUGAGGAGCAGAGUGACGCCCCCACUGCUGCUGAGGACUCUAAAGACCUGGUCUUCCUGGUGCAGAUCUUCUGUCAGGGCCACAGCUGGUUGCUGAGGCGCUCCUAUGAAGACUUCCGGGUGCUGGAUAAGCACCUCCACCUGUGCAUCUACGACCGCCGCUUCUCCCAGCUCUCUGAGCUGCCCCGCUAUGAGCACCUCAAGGACAAGACAGAGAAUCUUACCCAGAUGUUGACGGCGUACAUCACCCGCCUGUCGGCCAUUGCUGACAACAAGAUCAACUGUGGCCCGGCGCUCACGUGGAUGGAGAUCGAUAACAAGGGGAACCAUCUUCUGGUGCGAGAUGAGUCCUCUAUCAACGUCCCCGCCAUUGCAGCAGCUCACGUCGUCAAGCGCUACAUCGCCCAGGCCGCAGAUGAGCUGUCAUUCGAGGUAGGGGACAUUGUGUCUGUGAUUGACAUGCCUCCCAAAGAGGACACUGGCUGGUGGAGAGGGAAACACGGCUUUCAGGUUGGCUUCUUCCCCUGUGAUUGUGUGGAGUUGAUAAGUGAAAAAAUCCCUGCCUCUGUUACCACGGUGAUUACCAAACCAGUGUCUAAGAAACACGGGAAGCUGAUCACGUUUCUGCGGAGCUUCAUGAAGUCUCGGCCCAGCAAACAGAAGCUGAAGCAGCGGGGCAUCUUCAGGGAGCGUGUGUUUGGGUGUGACCUGGGCGAGCAUCUACUCAACUCAGGCCAUGAUGUUCCCCAGGUGAUCAGGAGCUGCACUGAGUUCAUUGAGAAGCACGGUGUGGUGGACGGCAUCUACCGACUCUCUGGCAUCGCCUCCAACAUCCAGAAACUGAGGCACGACUUUGACUCGGAGCACAUCCCUGACCUGACCAAGGACAUGUUCAUCCAGGACAUCCACUCCGUGGGCUCCCUGUGCAAGCUGUUCUUCCGUGAGCUGCCCAACCCCCUGCUCACCUACCAGCUCUAUGAGAAAUUCUCCGAUGCGGUGUCUGCAGCCACGGACGAGGAGAGGCUGGUGAAGAUCCAUGACGUCAUUCAGCAGCUGCCUCCGCCGCACUACAGAACUCUUGAGUUCCUGAUGAGACACCUGGCUCGGCUGGCCGCGUUCAGCUACAUCACCAGCAUGCACAGCAAGAACCUGGCCAUCGUCUGGGCCCCCAACCUGCUCAGGUCGAGGCAGAUUGAGUCGGCGUGUUUCAGCGGCACGUCGGCCUUCAUGGAGGUGCGGAUCCAGUCGGUGGUGGUGGAGUUCAUCCUGAACCACGUGGAGGUCCUCUUCAGCUCCAAACUCAACUCCCUCAUCAGGGAGGGGUCAGGUCACGGGACCCUGGCGCGGCCCAAGUCUCUGCUGGUGUGCUCCCCCUCCACCAAGCUGCUGUCUCUGGAGGAGGCCCAGGCCCGCAUCUCCCCCAGCAGCCCCCACAGCAAGUACAUCGAGGUGGGCGAGGGCCCCAGCGCCCUGCAGGGCAAGUUCCACACUGUCAUCGACUUCCCCGCCGAGAGGGCAGAUCACACACACACGAAGAAGGCCCCAGUGAAGUCUAAGAAGUCUCCGGUGGGCGGCUGGAGGAACUUCUUCCAUCUGGGUCGCUCGUCCUCCACGGCCGCCAAGCGCAAGCUGCACCGCCACCCCAGUGAGCCCAACCAGAUCAAAACCAUGGCACUGCCAGGUGGAAGAGGUGAUUCUGGAACUCUCCGCUCGGCUAAAAGUGAAGAAUCUCUUUCCUCUCACACCUUUGAAGGUGACCAGAAGCUUCCGCACCCCCGCCGCCCUCUCUCCGUCAGCGAGGCUCUGUCCACCUCCUUCAACGAGGAGCUGCUGGAGAGCCACGCCCACGCCACCCCCCCCGGCCCUCGGAACGCCUCGGACACUUCCUGUGUGCCUGCGCUGAUCUCACCCCCUCGCCAUGACGACGCCGACCUCCGACCUCUCACCUCUGGUGGCCUGGGCUGUCUGGACUUUGACCCCAUGGCCUUCCAGUGUAGCGGGCCGCCAGACCGACCCGAGGACUGGAAACUCAGAAGCAAAAGGGGCAGGGGUCAUGGCAACGGGAUGGCAGGGGAUGCCCAGCAGAGCGUCUCUCCCUCAGACAAACCCUCCACCGUCGUCUCGCUGCACUCUCCCGAGAACAGCCCUGCUCAGCUCCGGCUGGAGGAGGAGGAGGAGGAGGAGGAGGAAGAAGAGGAAGAGGCAGGUCUGAACUAUCAAUACACCACUUCCCCCGCUCCAGAGGAGGACCGACCAGCCCUGGCUGACUCUCGGGCCAAAACUGAGCUCAGGUCCGCGAGGGCGGCCCCGGUGGCUGUCCCGGACUCGGUGUCCUCCACGCCCCUGACGUCUUCCCCCUCCAUGAGGAGCGAGGCGCUGCCCAGCGAGGCCGGCCCAAACAGAGCCGCUUCUAAACGCAGUGGAUCCUGCAGUGCUGACUGCAGAGCCACCGCCAUGCAGCCCAGACAGCCUGCAGGCAGACCGAACCGACCCGACCCAGGAUCUCUGACGCUGGACUGCACCCCUGGGCUGGUGAGUGCGGACUCUUUGAUCUCCCCUCAGCCUCCCGGGAAGAAUGCUGCCCGCAUGCUGGCCCUCGCCCUGGCGGAGUCUGCCCAGCAGGUGGCGCUCCACACCCAGAGAGGGGGGCCAUCCCAGCAGUCGCAGAGCCCCUCAUCCCCCACCCCAAAGCUCCUCAGCCCCUCAUCCCCCACCCCAAAGCUCCUCAGCCCCGUCAGCCCUCACGACUGGCCCCUCCACUCGCCCCCCCAGGCCAACACCCCCUCGGCCGACCCCAGCGAACACCCCCUCUCCUCCCGCUCUGCCGGGACCAGUACGAGAGUGGCGAGCAGGCCAAACCCGUCCGAGGAGUGGGCAUUCAGCGCGGCGAAGGCGUCCCACGUAUGCAGCAUCUGCGGGGGCGAGGAGAGAGAUCAGGGCCUCAGAGGUGCCCCCCGACUGUGCCACUGCAGCAGCUCAGGUACCCAGGUGGGCACCGCCACCCUGGCACAGGAGCCGCCUGAGGGCACGCGGGGUAACCCCAGCACAGAGGAGCAGGUUCGCAGCAGCCCCAGACCCCUCCACCCUCACCACCACCACCACCACCACCACCAGCCCAAACCUGUGCCCCCAACCCCCCCGCGCCGCACGGCCGAGAGCCGGCUCGCAACGGCCGCCCUCCAGAACCGGGAGGCGGUGAACGCAUCCAACUUCCGCACGAUCCUGGCCGAGGCAUCCGCGCCGGCAUCGGUGAAGGAGGUGUUCCCCCACCCUCCUCUGCUGUCACCUGGCACCUACCCCCUCAGCCCCGAGGGGGACCCCUACAGUCACACGGGUCACGGACGCCUCCGCAGGUGUGCCCCGCCGUUCCCCUCCCCCCAGCCCGAGAGCCUGCCCCCACACCUCGGGGCGCCAAAGGUGCGGCCAAGAUCCACCUAUGACAACCACUACGGCACUCUGGGCCCCAGGUCCCUGCACCAGUCCCUCAGGUACAAGGAGCACUACCGGGACGAGCACCCCUCCACCUCACACUUCCGCCGCUCGGGGCAGUGGUACGCCCCACUGGAAGGGGCUCUGGUGUACCCCACCAUCCGCAGGGUUCGCUCCCUGCACGCCCCGCCCGAGGACCGGCCCUUCUUCUUCCAGAACAAUCCAUACCCCAGGAAAGGCCACGCGGAGAUCCACCAGGUGCAGCCUUACUUUGAGAACGGCAAGGUGCAGUAUCGGUACAACCCUUACUCGGACUCUCCCUACGGGGAUCUGGAGACCCACAGGGCACGCCAGUACAGCCACAACCACAGCCACUCCUACACCGUACGGCGCGUGCCUGCACACCCUUUAAAGAUGGGGUGCGCGCCCCCCGGAUGCUACCCUAACCCGUUAAGCCACGUCAUCCCAGAGAAAGACUACAGCUUCCAGAGCCACGAGGGCUGCUACACGCCCAGGAUGGAAGACUCCUCGCUCUCGCACGUCUGGAAUCCUGAGGUACCCGACAGGCACUUCCAGCAGUCGACUCUCAAGAGGGACAGCAGGGCCAAGAGGAAACCGCCGCAGCAGUACGUGGGUCUGAGUCCUCCGCGUCCCAAGGCCGAGGUGGCCCGGCACGAGGGCCGAGGGCACGCGAGGCAUCGCUCCGACUCCGGGAGAGACCUGCUGAUCUCCACGGAGGAGCGGCACGCGAGGCAUCGCUCCGACUCCGGGAGAGACCUGCUGAUCUCCACGGAGGAGCCCGGCGGCCAUUUUAAAGUCACCAUGGUGUCCCAGAGUUCUCCGGAGCAGCUGUGCUCCCAGCCGGAGCAGCUCCGGAAAGCCGAGCUGGGAGCCAGAGAGGCUCUGCUGCUCAAACAGAACAGCACCUCCUACAGGAACUCCCAGCCGCUGCAGGAGAGCCGGCCUCUGCCUCCUCACCUCUCCCUGCAGAAGGAGUACAGCUGUCCCGACUUCAAGCUCAGCGACAGCGGGGGCGGAGGCCGCGCUCGCGAGCCGGAGCGGGUUCUCUACCGGACCCUGAGCAGCCGGUACCCCGAGGAGGACUUCCACUACCCCCGCGUGGGGCCCCGAGCGGCCGUACGGCCCGAGCGCUCACAGAGCAUCAAAGGCCACCUGCCCCCCGACCGAGCCAAGAUGGAGGACCGAGCCAAGAUGGAGCCCGACCCCUGGGGCGCCCACUAUCCCCAGCCCAAGGUGCGCAGCCACAGCUUCGUGGCGCCCCGCUACGACACCAUGGAGGGGUACGUCCCGGUCGCUCAGCCUCGCACCCCCAAACCGGGCCCCUUCCCCAACCACGGCUGCAUGCCCCCCAGCAGCCACAGACUCUACUCCACUGCCCUGGGGCGCGGGGGGUUCCUGCAGGGCCAGCCGCGGCCCGAGGCAGAGGUCUAUGUGGAGUGAUUUAAGGUUGUGUGGUGGGUGAGGGGGGGCAGAGCUCAUUGGGUGGGAUCUGAAAGGGGGGGGGGGGGGGGGGCACUCCACAGCCUCUGCGGGACAGUGGCCAGAACGCUAAGACUGUGUGGCGGAGCGAGAGAGACUUCUAGAGGUUCUGUUGAAAGAACACACUUGUUCAUGGUGAACAGAACACAGCAGACUGGACUGAGCUCGGCCUGACCUUGGCAAGAUCUGUCCUAGUCAGCUUAACAUGGGGAGUACUGGACUGUAUCCUUCAGUGUAUGCUUAUAUGAUUAAGACAGAGUGCUUUAGAAAUGUAUUGAAGAUAUAAAAGAUGUUUUUAAUUUUGUUGGUAUUUUAUUCCAUGUUCAUUGUAGAGGAUUUUUGUCAUUUGUCAUCGUUGUUUUUUUUUUCACCACUAAUCCAGGCUGUGUGAUUGUAUACCAUGAAAAUGCCAAAAUGUUAAGAAAUUAUUUAACCAAAUAGUUUUGUAUGUCAUCACCAUGGCUAAAACAGGGUUGAAAGGGAAAAUGCAGUCCACUGAGAUAUUUAAAGGUGUGUUGAUGCUGACUGGACCAGUGGAGUCCACUGAGAUAUUUAAAGGUGUGUUGAUGCUGACUGGACCAGUUCAGUCUACUGAGAUAUUUAAAGGUGUGUUGAUGCUGACUGGACCAGUUCAGUCCACUGAGAUACCGUACCAGUCAAAACUUUGGACACACCUUUAAAGUGUUUUCUUUACUUUUAUUAUUUUCUACAUUGUAGAUUAAUACUGAAAACAUUUAAACUAUGAAAGAACACAUAUGGAAUGAUGUACUAAACAAAAAAAGUGUUACCUACCAUGUAGAAAAUAAUAAAAGUAAAGAAAAAAACUUCUCCAAAAAUGAGAAGGUGUGUCCAAACUUUGGACUGGUACUGAGAUGUUUAAAGGUGUGUUGAUGCUGACUGGACCAACUUGUUGAGACACAAAAGAACAACUAAAGCCUGAACACAUUUUGCCCAGAUAUUGUUAACUAGUACAUAGCUACACUGUUGCCUUUGUCACUUCUGGUGGUGGUGGGUUAGGGAGCAUCCAGUUGGGUUUCUGCUUCACUGUAAUGGGCACUGUGUCUUUUAAGGCUGAGAGUUGGUGUGACGACACACACACACACACACACACACACGGAUUCCACAGAGACCAGAUCAAACACAGCAUAUGCUUCGUUCUAGUGUUCCGUAACCAUGAAGAAACUCAAUUAGUUUUUUUUACGGCGUAUGGACCCCAAUGUUACGCUUCAAUUAAACAUAACAUGAUCAUCCUGUAACAGAACAUAUGGUUUUAGAUGGUUUUGUUUCAUGUUAAAUGUAUGUACAGCUGUCUUGCUGUUCCAAUGUUGUUUUUUUCAUUAAAGAUUAUGUUUCAGAUA
Clupea harengus (Atlantic herring) is the source of this 7358-nucleotide messenger RNA. RefSeq names its product Rho GTPase activating protein 32a (gene arhgap32a). Gene Ontology annotation, cellular component: fibrillar center; nucleoplasm; Golgi apparatus. The record is from RefSeq and is a predicted model, not a curated record. Gene Ontology annotation, molecular function: GTPase activator activity; protein binding; phosphatidylinositol binding. Lineage: Eukaryota; Metazoa; Chordata; Actinopteri; Clupeiformes; Clupeidae. Gene Ontology annotation, biological process: small GTPase-mediated signal transduction.